GAUCAUCUAUUAAUAGUUCUACAGUACUCCGGUUGCGCAUCGACAAUUAAAAAUACCACCUUUGAACAUAUCAAGAAACUGGUAUGGCUCAUCAAUAACAGAGCCAAUGAGCUGAAGGCAUAG
This is a messenger RNA of Acaulospora morrowiae, 123 nucleotides long. The record is from the annotation of a GenBank genome assembly. Lineage: Eukaryota; Fungi; Glomeromycota; Glomeromycetes; Diversisporales; Acaulosporaceae.